AUGGACUAUGAAAGCACAGAGAAAACGCAAGAAAUGAAGACUGACUUGAACUUACUGUUGGAAUGUCUGAAGCAUCAGAUGGACAGCCCUUGCUCACAAAAGGAUGCUUUGGUCACCAUUCAUUCAAUCUGUCAACAAAGCAAUAAUGCAAGUGCUUAUUUUAGGGAGAUUGGUGGUUUGACGUUUGUAAGAAAUCUUGCAAAGUCAAGUGAACACAGCAUGGUAAAAGAAGCCGCAUUAUACACAUUAGGAGCUGUUGCAGAACGAAAUGUUUACUGUCAGGAGACUUUGUGCACUUCAGAGUUGUUUGAAGACUUAAUUGAGUUCCUAUCUAAUAAUGAUUCUAACACCAAUCUGAAAAGAAUGUCUGUUUAUGUUAUUUUGGUUUUAGUUUCAAAUAAUAGGACUGGACAAACGCUUGUGAGAGAAACUGGUUGUAUUACAAUCCUGUCACAAUUGUUCAGGAUGGUUCUUUCAAAAUAUGAGUUGGAUUUGUCAGAUAAAAAUAUUUUCCAGCGUUAUCAGUUGUGGUCUUCAGUGUGCAGUACACUGUGUGUCUGUGUCAACAAUCCCCAAAAUGAUGACAAUCAAACAAUAUGCUGUUCACUCUUCCCACAUGCUAGUGAGUGGUUAAUAAACUGCAUGAAACCUGAGAUAAUUCGCCCUAUUUGUUCAUUUAUUGGGCUUACUCUUUCAAAUAACGCAUCUGUUCAGAAAUACUUUAUAUCUGUGGGUGGACUGGAUGUAUUGUCCCAAGUGCUUGUGAAACUGGAAUCUGAUUCACAACGGACUGGCUCCAGUGCUAAACUCGCAGUGAUGGUGACAAAGACAGUGGAUGCAUGUAUUGUUGAUAAUCCUGCUUUUAGAGUAAUACUAUCCAAGUAUCACAUUGUUGCAAAACUGCUGGCAUUACUGCGACAUGAAAGUCUGGAUUUACGAGAAAAAUUUAGCAUCAUUCUUACACUUGGUCAUUGCACAGAUGCUUGUGAGGAAAAUCAGUAUGACCUUGUUAAAAACAAUGGGCUUUCACUCAUGAUACAAGCCUUAAGUGAAUCUCAGAACGAGGAACUCAACAGAGCUGUCACUUUCGUUCUUUACAACUGCAAAAAGAUUACUGAGAAAGUAUCUCUAAGCAUAGGAGAUUAUCCUUUUAAUGAAAAUGAAGGACAAUUAAAGGACAUAAAUGUGACCGAGAAGAAUUUUGAAGAGUACUGGAAGCAAGCAAAGGAAAUUCUACACAGAAUAAAGCUGCUUGAGCGAGACAAAGAUGAGGGACCAGUACAAAGAGAAGAAUUUAGUGCUUCAGCUAUGAUGAUAAAUACCCAGAAACACCUCAAUGAAGAUAAUGUUGGUAGAUGUGCCCAAGCACAUGAUAAGGAUAAAAGCCAGUUUGAUGAACAUAAGUUUUACAUGUCCCGUGGAGUCAGGGCUAAAGCCUGUACAAGCCAUGACCAAAUGAAGACCUCAUUAAAGAAUGCAAAUCCCAUUAAUGCUUGCUAUAGAGAAAACAGGAAAAAUGACACUUUAUAUAAUGCCAAUUCAAGCUCCAAUCAAAAUUUAUCUAAAGAAGCAGCUUUUAGAAAAGAGAAUUUUCCUUCUCAGUCAAGUGACCAUGUUAUUAAACAUCCACCUGCCAUUGUAAAAAAUGGGAAACAGCAUUUACCAGUAACAGACCCAUUUACUUUAUGUUCAGAGAUAAUAAAUAAAGAAGUCAACAGUUUUCUAGCAACUGACAGUCAUUCAAAAAUGUUAAGGGAUAGAUGCUCAGGUUGCGUGGCAGUAGGAAAAUCUCUGAAUAGCCGAAAUUUUAGCAAGCUCUUGCACUCUUGCCCAUACCAGUGUGACCAUCAUAAAGUCAUUGUGGAAGCUGAAGACAGAUACAAAAAUGAGCUAAGGAAGUCACUUCUCUGUAACAAAAAAAUUCUGCUGACCCCUCGGAAAAGAGGACAACUCUGUAAUGAAUCUGCUCUCCCUGGAAGAAUAAAGAAAAGAAGAAUUCGUAAAAACUUUACUGAAGAAGAAAUAAGUUACCUUUUCAGUGGAGUAAAGAGAAUGGGAAAUCACUGGAAUUCCAUUUUGUGGUCUUAUCCCUUCCAGCAGGGAAGGACAGCUGUGGACCUUGCUCACAAAUACCACAAGCUGAUCAAAUGCCAGAAGUGUGCUGCUCCUUCACUGGAAAAGGACUGUGUCGGUUUUUAA
Molecule: messenger RNA, 2199 nt
Organism: Elephantulus edwardii (Cape elephant shrew)
Lineage: Eukaryota; Metazoa; Chordata; Mammalia; Macroscelidea; Macroscelididae
Gene: TERB1
Product: coiled-coil domain containing 79
Exons: 17
Coding region: 1-2199 (732 amino acids)
Biological process (GO): meiotic attachment of telomere to nuclear envelope; homologous chromosome pairing at meiosis
Source: RefSeq, a predicted model, not a curated record